UCUCAUCAGCUGACCUUAGAAGUAACCGCGCUCUCUCUCUCUCUCUCUCUGUGCUCCAAAAUUCGAAGAUUCAGACAAUUUUACUCCACGAUCAGGUCACUCACUCAAUCCACCGAUCGAUCUCCAAAAUCUCCAAAAUUCAAAUCUCACAGAGUUGCGUUUCUAUCAAUUCAGAUUCAGAAUUUCUUCCUCAGUGUUAAAAAAAUGAACAAUAGCUCUCCUUACAUGGAGGGCUUACCAACAACAUCUUCGUCUUCGUCUUCGUCUACGAAAUCAGAGAGGCGUUGGAAAUCAAGGUCUUUCCAAACUUCCAAACCCUCCAUCGUCAUGGCCUUCUUCUCUUCUCUCGCCUGGCUCUACGUCGCUGGCCGAUUGUGGCAAGAUGCAGAAAACAGAACUUUACUUGCUAAUCUUCUCAGGAAGAACGCAGACCAGAGACCUAAGGUUCUUACUGUUGAAGAUAAGCUAAUGGUCCUAGGAUGCAAGGAUUUGGAGAGGAGGAUCGUAGAAACUGAGAUGGAAUUAACUUUAGCAAAGAGCCAGGGCUAUCUCAAAACCCAGUUGCAGCAAAGUGGCUCUUCUUCUGGGAAACGGCUUCUUGCUGUUAUUGGAGUUUAUACUGGAUUUGGGAGCCGGUUGAAGCGAAAUGGGUUUAGAGGGUCUUGGAUGCCAAAAGGUGAUGCGUUGAGAAAGCUUGAAGAAAGGGGAGUGGUCAUACGUUUUGUAAUUGGUCGGAGUGCUAAUCGAGGUGAUAGCUUGGACCGCAAUAUUGAUAAGGAAAAUGGCCUGACAAAAGAUUUCUUGAUUCUUGAAGGUCAUGAGGAGGCUGAAGAGGAGUUACCCAAGAAAGUGAAAUUCUUCUUUAGUACAGCAAUUCAAAAUUGGGAUGCAGAUUUUUAUGUAAAAGUUGAUGACAACAUUGCCCUUGAUCUUGAUGGUUUAGUUGAACUUCUUGAAAGCCGCCGUGGUCAAGAUAGUGCUUACAUUGGAUGCAUGAAGUCUGGAGAUGUGAUAACUGAAGAGGGAAAGCCAUGGUAUGAACCUGAUUGGUGGAAAUUUGGCGAUGAGAAAUCGUACUUCCGGCAUGCAUCUGGUGCACUUUUUAUACUAUCAAAAAAUUUGGCUCAGUAUAUUAACAUAAACAGUGUAUCUCUAAAGAUGUAUGCUCAUGAUGAUAUAUCAGUGGGGUCAUGGAUGAUGGGUCUCCGAGCAACGUACACAGAUGACAGCCGUCUCUGCUGUAGUAAUUCGAGACAAGAUAAAGUGUGUUCAUUGGCUUGAUCAAAGGAGAUUGCUUCAUUGCCAUCAUAAACCGGGAUAUUGCAUUUGGACUGUAAGGAUGAUUUUUGCAGGCAUCUGACAACAGUGAGGAUUUAUGAAGCGCUGGCAAAUCAUUCUUUUUAGUGAGGGAGGUUCACAGUAAUUCUUUUAUGGGAUAAAAAUGCACAAGUUGACUGAAUGAUAAACUGCUGGGUGUUGAAAUUCUUGGUUGUGUAUACUUAUUGUCCAUUCUUUCAGCAAAAAAAAUUGUAAUUUUGCGUUGUGAAUAUUGAAGUGUGUUGGCUAACUUGAAAAAAUGAGCAUUUACAUCAAAGUUUUUGUUGUUGCAUAA
Molecule: messenger RNA, 1612 nt
Organism: Camellia sinensis
Lineage: Eukaryota; Viridiplantae; Streptophyta; Magnoliopsida; Ericales; Theaceae
Product: hydroxyproline O-galactosyltransferase HPGT3
Cellular component (GO): Golgi membrane
Molecular function (GO): galactosyltransferase activity
Source: RefSeq, a predicted model, not a curated record